Molecule: messenger RNA, 3171 nt
Organism: Columba livia (rock pigeon)
Lineage: Eukaryota; Metazoa; Chordata; Aves; Columbiformes; Columbidae
Gene: RGS14
Product: regulator of G protein signaling 14
Exons: 15
Coding region: 16-1914 (632 amino acids)
Biological process (GO): spindle organization; cell division; signal transduction
Cellular component (GO): plasma membrane; cytoplasm; nucleus
Molecular function (GO): G-protein alpha-subunit binding; microtubule binding; GTPase activator activity
Source: RefSeq, a predicted model, not a curated record
GCGGUCUCGGUUCCCAUGGCGACACUUCCUGUGGCAGCCGAAAGCGGUAGUGCUGGGGAGCGCCGGGCCGGGCCGGGAGAGCCGCGCCGCGCCGCCGGCCGGGGAUGCUGCGGGGCCGCGGGCCGCGCCGGUAGCGCGCUGGGCCGGGCGGUGCCAGGCAUGCAGGGCAAGGCCAAGCUGCUGCUGGUCCACAACGGCCGCAUGGGCCCAGCUGUGUCAGAUGGAGAGUUAAAUGCCUCCAGGGCCCGUGGCAGCAAUCACAGCGUGAACAGCCUGCCAGGACCACCGGCCACCUGCGGCUCCGCACAGGGUUCCGUGGUCAGCUGGGCCGAAUCCUUCGAGACGCUGCUGCAGGACCGCGUGGCUGUCACCUACUUCACUGAGUUCCUCAAGAAAGAGUUCAGCGCUGAAAACGUCUACUUCUGGCAGGCAUGUGAGCGCUUCCAGCAGAUCCCAGCCAGCGACACGCAACAGCUGGCUCAGGAGGCACGGCGAAUCUAUGACGAAUUCCUCUCCAGCCACUCAGUCAGUCCCGUGAACAUUGACAAGCAGGCCUGGAUUGGGGAGGACAUGCUGGCCACCCCCUCCCCAGACAUGUUUCGCGUCCAGCAGCUCCAGAUCUUUAACCUGAUGAAGUUUGACAGCUACACGCGCUUUGUGAAAUCCCCGCUCUACCAGGCCUGCCUGCGGGCAGAGAGCCAGGGGCAGCCCCUGCCCGACCUGCGGCCCCACUCCCGCAGCAGCAGCCCCCCACCUGACCUCAGCAAGAAGUCGAAGCUGAAGCUGGGCAAGUCCCUGCCGCUGGGUGUGGAGACCGCGGGCAGCAGUGCCAACCGCAGCCCCCGACGGUCCUUCAGGAAGGGCGAGCGGCGGGAGCCCUCCUGGGCAGAGGGGGGAGAAGGCGGUGGGAGUGCCAUGCUGUGGCGGGAGUCCCAGGGCUCACUCAACUCCUCCGCCAGCCUGGACCUGGGCUUCCUGUCCUCGGCCAGCACGACUGCCAGCCCCUGGACGGAGAGCCAUCGGAAAAGCCUGGGGGGCAGCGAGGCAGAGCUGCCGGCCAAGCCCAUGAAGUACUGCUGCGUGUACCUGCCUGACGGCACGGCUUCGCUGGCCUCCGUCCGGCCCGGCCACUCCAUCCGCGACAUGCUGGCAGGGAUAUGUGAGAAACGUGGCUUCAGCCUCCCCGACAUCAAGGUUUACCUGGUGGGGAACGAGCAGAAAGCGCUGGUGCUGGACCAGGAGUGCUCCGUGUUGGCAGACCAGGAGGUGAAACUGGAGAACAGGAUAAGCUUUGAGCUGGAAAUCUCCUCCCUCAAUAAGACUAUCCGCAUCACGGCGAAGUCAACCAAGCGCAUCCGGGAAGCGCUGCAGCCCGUGCUGGGGAAGUACGGUGUGCGCAUGGAGCUGGCGCUGCUGCGGCGGCAAGGUGAGGCGGCCACCCUGGACCUGGAGAAGCUGGUCAGCACGGUAGCUGCUCAGAAACUCAUCCUGGAAACGCCAGCAGACAUGCGAGUGACAGAGAGUGCUGAGGCUGCAGCCGCCCCCUCCCUGCUCCAGAACGAGGAGGGCAGCCCAACAGGAGCAGAGUCGGACACACUGUGGGAGAUGCCCUCCUCCUUCUCCCGGCCCCGGUCUUCAGCUGCCAUGAACCUGAACCGCCGCACAUAUGACCUGGAAGGCCUGGUGGAGCUGCUGAACCGUGCCCAGAGCUGCCGGGCCAAUGACCAGCGUGGGCUGCUCUCCAAGGAGGACCUGGUCCUGCCUGACUUCCUCCAGCUCCCCGGGCAGGACGACAGUGCCUGUGACGGGUCGGACCAGCCCCGUGACCCUCACCCAGGCCCCGAGGGAAGUGGCCGUCCUCAGCCCUCAGACCCUGUGCCAGCCCAGCCUCCGGUUGACCAUGAGCUCCGAUGAGUCCUGCUGCACAUCCGCACCCGGCAUGUGGUACCCCCGGGCCAUAUCGGGGCUCAACGUGGGGUCCGACUGGCCCUUGCCCUGCACUGCCGACACUGCCUGGACCGCAGAUUCGUCCACGUCCUGUCCCAAACUGUUGUGUCGUGUCGCUGUGAGUGGUUGAGCAGCUGCCAUGCCCCUCGAUGGGGUCGCAUCCUGGUGCACAUCAAGGGAGUUCUGUAGAUAGUUUGAACCCCCGUUGCAAAGCACUUUGCAACGUCCCAUGCAUGCCUGGCACUGUCCUGCCCAGUGCACCUGCCUGCUGGCAUGGCCCUGCAGACUGUUCAGGUGGGGAAAGCACCCUUCCAACCAAAGGGUGUGCAAGAGAGAGAGGACAUGGGCGGGUGUGGUGGCAAGGCAGGCCCGAGCCCUGAACCCUGGUGCUGUGGGCAGGCAGGGUCAGGAGAACACAUGUCCGGAGCGGAAGGACAGAUCCAGUCCCUGACCCCACAGGAACAGGGGUUCCCCCGUUGUUGAUGAGCGGGUCUACCCAUCCCAGGAAGGGUAAGCAUGGCCCUGCCAGCAUACAUCCUGGGCAAGUUGUUACCAUCUGCAUUGCAUGAGUGUGGCUGCGCCUGAUCCUGCCAGGCUCAGCGCAAUUGUGGAGCAGGGCAUGGAGCUGUAUGUGGCUCCUGCCCCGAGCAGACAGAGGCAGAGCCAGCAGGCCGUGCCAAAGAAGCCUUCCCCCUCCCCGCAGGGAGGUCCUGUGUGGGCGACUGCUGAAGUGACCCACAGGAGUGGAUCCUCGUAGGUCUCUGCUGCAGCCUGUCUGGGGCCGUGGGUGCUCAGCCCCUGGGGACAGCCCUCCCUGGUGCCAAGGGAAUGCAGCACCGCUGGGUGCUGAGCAUUUCAGCCUGGUGUGUGGGCACCCAGCAUGUGCCCAGCCUGGCAUCCCUGCUGGCAGCUGUGCUGAGCAGUAACCUUGUGCCUGGCAGGUCCCCAUUCCUGGGCAGCCCCAUGUCCCCAGAGGUCUCAGACUCCGUCCAUGAUGGAGACAGCUCCCCAAUAGCAGCCAGGAGAUCCCUCCAACAUCCGUGUGUGCUGGGGCCCUUCCCUGGGUCACUGCUCUGUCACCACUGCCCAGCCAGAGGCAGAGGGGUGGCCCAGGACAGCUGACUGCAGCCCCAUGGCCCAGGUCAGAGCCCCUCUGUGUCUCCAUGGUGUUGCUCAGUCCCGUCUGUGGUGUGAAAUCAGGGGAAAUAAAGAGCAUUGCCUGGA